AUCACUACAAUUAUUUGUCAGAUCGCACAUCUACACUCGCAGAGGAACAUGUUGUUCCAGCAACUAUAUGGUCUAUUUCUCCUCAGCCUUAACAUGCCGAAACGAGCGAUCGAAGUCAUGGCAAAAUGCGGCCUUUGCCCGUGCUGGACUACUCUGAAGGACCUGAACAACCGGCUCUCUGAAGGACAGGUAGAACGUGCACGAGCAGCUGUGCAG
Molecule: messenger RNA, 216 nt
Organism: Coniophora puteana RWD-64-598 SS2
Lineage: Eukaryota; Fungi; Basidiomycota; Agaricomycetes; Boletales; Coniophoraceae
Exons: 1
Source: RefSeq, a predicted model, not a curated record